GGGCCUGGAAUUAUGGGCAUGGAGGCCCACGGCCCACAAGUUCCAACGUCUCUAUGAUGAACAGAAAAGGAAAGACGACUAGACGAAACCCUAAUCUCUAUAUGGGGAGGAGAGCUUCUUGUUCUUUCACCUCUUUGCAAAUUGCGAUUGAUAUUUAAGAUUUGAUUCAAUCGGAGAUCUGUCUGUGAUCAAUCCUUUCAUUUUUAUUUUGGGUUUAGAUCCUUGAUUUUCUUUCUCUGGAAAUUAUUCAAUCGGAAGUUGUGUUCUUGAACCGAUAUCGAUAUUUUUUGGGGGGAGGGGCGCAGAGAGAGAAGCCCUUAUUCUCCUCUCUCUGCAAGAAAUUUGAUGCUUAUUGUAUCGAUUGAAUAAAAGAUAUCUGUAAUAUUGUUUGAUUUUGUGGUUUUUUUUUUUUUUUGGUUGGGGGGAAGUCGAACAAUCGCUGCAUGAACAAGUUAAGGGGAGAGGAAGCGAAAAGAUCGCUUAGAGAGUAGAAGCGAGCAGAGCAGAGGAAGGCGAAACAUGUCUGCCAUAGUGUGUGGGAAGAGAUCCUUCUUCGAAGACCUGCCGGCACCUCCCGUUUCCAAGAGAAUUCGCUGUUCUUCUUCUUCCCCCGUACGGUUCUCUCCUCCCAGGACCUUCUCAGCCUCUUCUCAGUUUCCUCUCCCUUCUUUGUACCUGCCUUCUUCGGCGCCCCUGCUCGAGCAUCUGAGAGUUAUUUUCCCUGACAUGGACAAACAGGUUCUUGAGAAAGCACUUGAAGAAUGCGGUGAUGAUUUAGAUUCAGCCAUCAAAUGUCUGAAUGAGCUUCAGCUAGGACCUGCUGAUAAAAGCAUGGGCUCUGUUGCAGGAAACUCUGGUGUAGCACUGGAAGCAAAUGUGCAAGUUCAAUCACAUGGUACUGUAACAAAUAAUGAAGAGGAUGUCUCUGCCGAGGACCCGUCAGCUCCAAAGAAUCUCCCUGUUGAUGGUGCAGAUUGGGUGGAGCUCUUUGUCAGAGAAAUGAUGAGUGCCUCAAACAUGGAUGAUGCUAGAGCCCGUGCCUUAAGAGCACUUGAGGUUUUGGAGAAGUCCAUCUAUGCACGUGCAGGUGCGGAGGCAGCUCAGUGCUUUCACGAGGAAAAUAUGAUGGUGAAGGAACAAAUGAAAGCUCUGGUUCAGGAAAACACGAUCCUUAAGCGAGCUGUUUCUAUUCAACAUGAACGGCAAAAAGAGUAUGAUGAGAGGAGCCAGGAGUUGCAGCAUUUGAAGCAGCUGGUGUCUCAGUACCAGGAUCAGUUGAGAACUCUAGAGGUGAAUAAUUAUGCACUGUCAAUGCACCUCAAGCAGGCUCACCAAAGCAGCUCCAUACCCGGGCGUUUCCAUCCCGAUGUCUUCUAAUGAGCCUUGGAUGCGGCGUCUCCAUCCCGGGGUGUUUCCAUGCGGAUGAUGGAGCAUGAGCAAGUUUGUAGUUAUCUGAAAAUGUUUGUAUGUAAUCUGCUGGUUGUGUCAUUUGGUCUUCUGGUUUCUCUUUCAUGUUGAGUGAACCGACCAUGAUUACAGAUGCUUCUUGGUUUCUUCUCUUUGCCAUAUGUUUUUUCUUCGUUGGAAAUGUACUUGAUAAUAUUUUGAGGUUUAAAUGAGAAUCCCUUAUCAAA
Malania oleifera is the source of this 1634-nucleotide messenger RNA. RefSeq lists its product as uncharacterized. Gene Ontology annotation, molecular function: ubiquitin binding. The record is from RefSeq and is a predicted model, not a curated record. NCBI's taxonomy places the organism in Eukaryota, Viridiplantae, Streptophyta, Magnoliopsida, Santalales, Ximeniaceae. The transcript is spliced from 5 exons. The coding region runs from base 520 to 1377 and encodes 285 amino acids.